Molecule: messenger RNA, 2182 nt
Organism: Candidula unifasciata
Lineage: Eukaryota; Metazoa; Mollusca; Gastropoda; Stylommatophora; Geomitridae
Source: the annotation of a GenBank genome assembly
UAAACAGAAUGAGGAAUUAAAGCAACAGAAGUCGGAGCUACAGGAAAAAUUGCAGUCAUAUGCAAUAGAAAACAGAUCGCUGCGCAGCUCAGUGGAAGAUUUACAGAAGCGUUUAGAGAUGGCAGAACUCUAUGCACAUCAGCUGUCUAGCGAGAAUGAAAGUUCUCAAGGUAGUGUACAAGUGCUGACCAACUUACAGAAAGAGAAGGAUCUGCUUUUAGACCGCUUGCGCCAGCAUGAAGAACUGAAUCAGAAGCUUCAGCUGGAGAGGGACCAGGUCACAGAGCAAUACCAGCAGUAUACAGAUCAGUUGCGGCACCAGUCUCAGCAGCUUACCCAGCAGAUUACAGUGUUAACAGAAGAGAGAGAAGAACUGCUAAACAGGCAACAUGAUCUUGAAGGGGCUGUUAUAGAAUUGCAAAAGAAAUUAGAAGAUGUUGGGAAUGCUUCCUAUACAACCGCCCCACCAGUGCAAACAGCAGCUUCACCUGAGUUAGUACAGGAAAUUGAUAAACUAAGGACUAGUGUGAAAGAGGCUGCAGAUGCAUUAGAGGCUCAGGUUAGGGAUAACCUACAGCUGAGCAGGCUGCUGGAAGAGAAAGAAGAGAGGAUCUCAUCACUUGAGCGUUCCCUGGAAGAGCUGAGAGAGCAGACAAGUGACAAAGCCCUGCUGCUGGAGUCCAUCCAGAGUGACAAGACUGCACUCAGCAGGGCCCUGACACAGAACAAGGAGCUGAAGUUACAGCUGGCAGAGCUGCAGCAAGGUUUUGUGAAGAUGAGUAAUGAUAACAUGGAGCUGGUCACAAGACUGUCAACAGAACAGCAUUCCUCCAAUGAGCUGACCACGAAGCUGACACAGCAGGAGGAUGAGCUUCUGCAGUUAAGGGAAACGUUGACCAAGAAAGCAAACGAAAUCUCUGAGUUAACAAGAGUGACCAAGUCAGUGGAAAAGGAGAUGUACCAACAGGAUCAGAUGAAAGAUAGACUAAGGCAUUACGAGGCGCAGGCACAGCUGGUGGACACAUUGCAAAAUGAGUUGACGGCAGCUCAGGACAUGAUGGAGGCACUGACGACACAGAACAGUGAACUCAGAACCAUGCUGAUCAAGGCAACAGAGGUGAAGUCAGUAUCUGAUUCUGAUGCAGAUGGUGAGAAGAUCAAUCCAAGGGAUGAGAUUAUUAAGUCACUGCAAGACACAAUCAAACAGUUGGAGAUUGAAAGAGGACAGCUGUAUGAAAGUCUGAAGGAGCAGAGACAUCUUUCUGAUAAUCUGGGAAUAAAGAUUGCUGAUUUGAAUGAGGAAGUUAUCAGAAAAACUUCUGACUACCAAGACACUGACAGGAUAAGCCGGUCUGAGUACAAUGAACUAAAGACUGCCAUGGAGAUGAUUCAACAGAAAUAUAUGCAUGUGAUGAAAGACAAGGCUGACCUCUCGGACAAGGCUGACCAGUUGGAACAUUUAGUGCUGCAGUUACAAGGAGAGACUGACACUAUAGGGGAGUACAUAUCUUUAUACCAUCACCAGAGAGCCUUACUUCAACAGAGAGAGUCACAGAAAAACGACUACAUCGCCCAGUUAGCCAGGGAUAGAGAACAGCUGCAGGACAAACUAGGCGAGCUGCAGGCAUUAGUCAUGCAGCUUCUCGGAGAAAGAAACAUGUUGCACAGUUAUAAUGUGGAGAGUCGCCAGUCUCCGCCACUCCAACAGCAGCAGCAACAGCAGCAACAGAUCAAUAAUGGACCGGUCAGUUCAUACGAGAAUGACUGGCCUGACUACACCAGCUCAGAAAGUGACACAGACAGCGAGGUGGAACCAAUAGUUGGUGGCCAGGGGGCCGCAGCUGUCACAGACUCUGAGGUAACCCCACAGCCAUCACCUCCUGGCUCACCACAGACUCGAACUUCCAGGAGUGAAACAUAUUCUCAGGAAGACGGGGAAGAGGCCGAGAACCACCCGCCACAUCCUCAUCACCACCAUCACCACAACCACCACCACCACCAUCGCCACCACCAUCACCCUGACCAGCCUUUUAGGCCACCUCCUGAAGGAGAUAAGACAGCUCACAAAAUCCUGACACUUCUCACAGAACUGGGACACUCCCACCUGGUGGAGCAGGUGCCGCUGAUUGACCGGAAUUUUCUUCCAUGCAAAUUUUGUACAGGAGCUGUGCAAAUUGUUUAG